Suillus fuscotomentosus is the source of this 967-nucleotide messenger RNA. RefSeq lists its product as uncharacterized. Lineage: Eukaryota; Fungi; Basidiomycota; Agaricomycetes; Boletales; Suillaceae. The annotation marks the transcript as partial. The transcript is spliced from 3 exons. The record is from RefSeq and is a predicted model, not a curated record.
ACCCCAACUCAGAUUGUCUCGCCUCAGCUGAAACCCCCGGAUACGAAACGGCAUCAAAAUUUCCGGCCGGGAAGACACAAGCACAAAUCUAGAUCCGCUCGCUUGGCCGCUGUCCGUCGCAGCAUCGAACGCACUCACUCCAAGCAACAAGAACACGCUACUGUAAUCAAUGACCUUGAACAACUUCAUGACGAUCUCCUCGCCGACCAAACCGCUCUUGUCGACGGCUGGGCAGCUGCCAUGGCCCAGCUUGGACUCCCCUCUAUGCUGUCGCCUGCACCGCUGCUUCUGGAUCAGAAGACGCCCGAUCCAGGAAAUUCGAUCGAAGUCAUUCAAGACCGACACCUUCACACACAAUGCUACUCCCGAGGUCCCCUACGACCACAUCCCGAAGAUCCGCAAUGGCCUCCCUCGCUGUCCCCUACGACCUGGAGCUUCAUGCCCGCGAGGUUGAAGGCCACCGCUGGCCGCGCACAAACUAUGUCUUCGCGCCGCCCGGUUAUACCUGCAGUCUUCGACGUCGGAUGUCCCCUACGACCAAUCCCGACACAACCGCAACAGCACACCCGCCUCCUUCUUGUCUCAGAGCACUUGGAGUUGAAGGCCACCAUCCGCGGUUCGCACAUACGUCUAUCUCAAGUCUCUUCUCUUAUCUUCGCCAUCGUGUAAAUGGCCCUCGAUUUAUUUCUUUGUAUUUGUAUUUCUCUCACCGGUAUCUACUUCGCAGAUCAUGGACUGCCUGUGACUUAUGGACACGUCUCCCUUUUAUCGAUAUGCACUCAGCAGACGUUGAACUGCUCAUUUCUUUUGUAACUUGUAGGCACGAUAUGCCUUGUUUCUUUUACAGUACGAAAUCAUUUUUCCAUCUACGAUUUAUCUCUUAAUAAUGUUUCUAUAUUUUCGUAUUAUAUGCACGAUGACGAGUAUUACAUGAAUAUCGGUAGUUUGCAGUUUCUAAUCUGAAUCC